This is a messenger RNA of Lactuca saligna, 1851 nucleotides long. NCBI's taxonomy places the organism in Eukaryota, Viridiplantae, Streptophyta, Magnoliopsida, Asterales, Asteraceae. The record is from the annotation of a GenBank genome assembly.
AAAGCAGUAGAGUAGAGUCAUUUCAGAGAGUUGCGUGGCCAGCAGCCAGCCAGCUUGCUCUCUUCUCUGCUUGCGAGCUUGCAGCCUCAGCCAUGGCGUCUCACUCUGCAAUUAACGAACUCUAUAAUUCUUCCAAAUUGAUUCCGUGUGUUUUCCCACUUUUCCGCAUCGUUAUCCUUUUGCUUUCUAUGUCAUCGGCUGACUGUUCUACGCACAUCCCCGACGGGUUAAAGGGUCCCAAGAAUGAUUUGUUUCCUGAAAUUCUAAGAGAUGAGGCCGUAGCAAGAAUUUACGAGCUCGGAAAGGUAAGUGAUGGCCAUGGGUAUCUGGAGAGGACUUUCUUGAGCCCAGCUUCCAUCAGGGCUGGGAAUCUUAUCAGAACGUGGAUGGAGGAUGCUGGUUUGACAACGUGGGUGGAUGGAUUGGGGAAUGUGCAUGGUAGAGUUCAACCACCAAAUGCUAGCAACAAGGCUCUUCUAAUCGGUUCUCAUUUGGAUACUGUUGUUGAUGCUGGAAGGUCAAGGUAUCUACAACAUCCGGUUGAGGUAAUUGCGUUUAGUGAUGAAGAAGGAGUUAGGUUUCAAUCUACAUUUCUAGGAAGUGCAGCUCUUGCAGGGGUACUUCCUGCUUCAACAUUGCAGGUACCUGACAAAAGUGGCUUGACAGUGCAAAAUGUUUUAAAAGAGAACUUGAUAGACACUACAGAAGAAAACCUCAGUCAGAUCAAAUACGAACCUGAGUCUGUUUUGGGCUAUGUGGAGGUUCACAUCGAACAGGGACCUGUACUUGAAUCAAUUGGUCUUCCUCUUGCUGUGGUAAAAGGUAUUGCUGGACAGACACGGUUAAAGCUGACAGUGAGAGGAUCACAAGGACAUGCUGGAACAGUUCCCAUGUCGAUGCGCCAAGACCCUAUGGUUGCUGCAGCUGAAUUAAUUGUAUUAUUAGAAAGCCUAUGUAAACACCCACAGGAUUUUAUUUCAAGUAAUGGGCACUGCAAUGCCUUCUCCAUUGAAUCUCUUUCAGGAUCACUUGUUUGUACAGUUGGUGAGAUAUCAACCUGGCCCAGUGCAAGUAAUGUCAUACCAGGCCAGGUAUCAUUUACUAUAGAUAUCCGUACUAUAGAUGACAUAGGAAGGGAGGCCAUCAUAUACGAAUUGUCAAAUCAGAUGCAUAGAAUAUGUGAUGGUCGUUCUGUUUCUUGCUUCCUGGACCGUAAGCAUGAUGCAGAUGCUGUAAAUUGUGAUGGUGGAUUAAAUUCACAGCUGAAAUCUGCUACCUACACUGCUUUGAAGAGAAUGACGGGUGAAGAUAUUGGUGAUGUGCCAGUACUCAUGAGUGGUGCAGGCCAUGAUGCAAUGGCCAUGUCUCAUUUGACCAAGGUUGGUAUGCUAUUUGUUAGGUGUCGUGGAGGGAUUAGUCAUUCCCCAGAAGAGCAUGAUUCCAUUCCCCUCCCUAUAAACUGUAGCAAAAUAAUAUUUAGAAGAUGGUUAAAAAAUGAUGGCGCACGCAGUGGGGAAAUUGAAGAAAAAAAGAAAAUAAUCCAUUGGCAAGUUUCUACAAAGAUGAGAAUUAACGAGAAACUUUAUUAUCUCUUUUACACCAUGUUCCCGAGUUCAACUUAGCGAGAGAAAGGAAAGGAAAUUAGUGGAAAUGAGAAGAAAAUAAAAGAGAUUGGUGUUCCCGAGUUUCAUUAAAGGAAAGAAGUGGAAGGAAGUGGAGGGAAAUGGAAGGAUCACUUUCUCACCUAACUUUCCUUCCGAUUUGGGAGGAUUUGGAAAGAAAGAACAAAAUGAUUCAUUUUCCUUCCACUUUUCUCAAACUCAGGAACACGAAAGAAAAUUUUGUUUUCCU